Molecule: messenger RNA, 342 nt
Organism: Henningerozyma blattae CBS 6284
Lineage: Eukaryota; Fungi; Ascomycota; Saccharomycetes; Saccharomycetales; Saccharomycetaceae
Product: 60S ribosomal protein eL31
Exons: 2
Coding region: 1-342 (113 amino acids)
Biological process (GO): cytoplasmic translation
Cellular component (GO): cytosolic large ribosomal subunit; ribosome
Molecular function (GO): structural constituent of ribosome
Source: RefSeq, a predicted model, not a curated record
AUGGCUGGUUUAAAGGACGUUGUUACUCGUGAAUACACCAUUAACAUGCACAAAAGAUUGCAUGGUGUUUCUUUCAAGAAGAGAGCUCCAAGAGCCGUCAAGGAAAUCAAGAAGUUUGCUAAAUUACACAUGGGUACUGACGAUGUCCGUCUUUCUCCAGAAUUGAACCAAGAAAUCUGGAAGAGAGGUAUCAAGGGUGUUCCAUUAAGAUUAAGAUUGAGAAUCUCUAGAAAGAGAAACGAAGAAGAAGAUGCCAAGAACCCAUUAUUCUCUUACGUUGAACCUGUCUUCGUUGCCAACGUCAAAGGUUUAAACACCGUCGUCAUUGAAGAUGAAGCUUAA